Messenger RNA from Aphidius gifuensis, 699 nucleotides. Its product is annotated as leucine-rich repeat extensin-like protein 5. The transcript is spliced from 3 exons. NCBI's taxonomy places the organism in Eukaryota, Metazoa, Arthropoda, Insecta, Hymenoptera, Braconidae. The record is from RefSeq and is a predicted model, not a curated record. The coding region runs from base 73 to 699 and encodes 208 amino acids.
CUAUGCAGUUAUAAAAUAAAAUUGAAAAUAAAUUGAAAAUAAAAAACCAAAAAUUAAACGAGGAAGUGAAAAAUGUCACAGCAACCAUCACGACCUCCUGGUGGUGGUUAUGGACCACAAGGUUGGUCACCACAUCCAACUUCACCAAGUCCAUUUCGUCCAGCUUCACCAUUUAAUCAAUCACAAAAUCCUCAUCAAUCACAAGGACGUUCAAGAGGUACAACAACACCAGUACAUCAUCCAAUAUCACCAUUAACAUAUACACAUCCACAUCAAGUUAUACAUCCAAUGAGUCCAGUACCAAUUGGUAUGCCAAUAUCACCUGGUAUGUCACCAGUAUUUGGAUGUCCACCACCUGGUUUUAUUCAGUGUCCAAGACCAAGAUGGCCAUCACCAAUAACUCCAAGUAACAUUACACCAAGACCCUACAUACCUCAGAGUCCAAUGGAAUUUAAUCAGCAAAAUAUUGAAAGACCAGAUCGUCAUAUUUCACCAGUACCAUGUGCACCACCAGAAUAUUUAAUAGCACCAUAUAGACCAGGUGAUUAUGAAUACAUUGGUGUACCACUGGAACCACCAAUUGAAGAUGAAGACAGUGGACCAUCAACACGUGAGAUCAUUGCCAGUCAAAGUCAAGACUACGUUGAUGAAAAAUUGGCCGAGUAUCAAGCUACAAUUGCACAUCUUCAAGAAGAUUAG